Hermetia illucens (black soldier fly) is the source of this 1592-nucleotide messenger RNA. It is a transcript of the gene Scr, whose product is annotated as homeotic protein Sex combs reduced. The transcript has 2 exons. Gene Ontology annotation, molecular function: RNA polymerase II cis-regulatory region sequence-specific DNA binding; DNA-binding transcription factor activity, RNA polymerase II-specific. NCBI's taxonomy places the organism in Eukaryota, Metazoa, Arthropoda, Insecta, Diptera, Stratiomyidae. Bases 145 to 1230 code for a protein of 361 amino acids. Gene Ontology annotation, biological process: regulation of transcription by RNA polymerase II; anterior/posterior pattern specification. The record is from RefSeq and is a predicted model, not a curated record. Gene Ontology annotation, cellular component: nucleus.
UUCCCGAUGCUUUCUUCAUAAAUAUCAACUACCCAAGGAUAUCAUCAAAGAGUACCUUCUGAAAGACAUUUGUUCUUUCAUUUUGGAUGCUUACAAUUUUACGUAUGAAUUUAAAUACUAUACAAACUACAAAUUGAUAAUAAGAUGGAUCCCGACUGCUUUGCGAUGACUUCAUAUCAGUUUGUCAACUCAUUGGCAUCCUGUUACCCUCAACCUCAGAUCAACCAGCAACAAAGUCACCAAGCAACCGCUGGCAAUACUACAACAAACACAAGUAGUGGAUCAAGUGGAAGUGGCGGAGCUGGAGCCUCGAGUGCCCCUCAAUCAUCUGGAUCCAGUGAAUACUUUCCCGCUGCCCCCUAUGCCUCAAAUCUCUAUCCAAAUGCUCCUCAGAGUCACUACGCAAAUCAAGCCUACAACCUAGGCGGUCAACAGAAUCCAACAGAUAUGGUAGACUAUACACAACUCCAACCCCAACGCCUCCUUUUACAAAACCAACAACAACAAUCCCAACCGUCCCAAAAUCAACAGCCCAGUUGUAAAUAUGCCGCGGAAACGCCUGCGGGUAAUAACAAUAAUAACCAGUCAAUAUCGAGUCCUCAGGAUCUAUCCACAAGAGACAUAUCACCAAAAUUAUCACCGAGUUCGGUAGUGGAGAGUGUAGCACGAUCCUUGAAUAAAACCUCAGCGACCACUGUUUCAUCAACAAAUGGCGGAACCAGCAAUCAUACCCCCACAGCAUUGAAUAACAGUAGCAAUAGUCAUACGACACAAGUUCCAAUGCACAGUCCCAACGGUGGUGAUUCGGAUACUUCAAGUGAAAGUGGCAAUGAGGGUGGCGGCAAUCAAAGUAGUUCCGGAAAGAAAGGAGGUCAACCACCACAGAUCUAUCCAUGGAUGAAGCGUGUUCAUUUAGGACAAAGUACGGUAAAUGCGAAUGGCGAAACAAAACGACAACGAACGUCCUACACCCGCUAUCAAACCUUAGAAUUAGAAAAGGAAUUUCACUUCAAUCGUUACCUGACACGACGAAGACGUAUCGAAAUUGCCCAUGCACUAUGUCUAACCGAACGACAAAUCAAGAUUUGGUUCCAAAAUCGUAGAAUGAAAUGGAAAAAGGAACAUAAAAUGGCAUCAAUGAAUAUUGUACCGUAUCAUAUGGCACCGUAUGGUCAUCCUUAUCAUCAAUUUGAUAUUCAUCCUUCACAGUUUGCACAUUUGAGUGCAUAGGACGCGUGGCACUUUUCGGGUACUGGUUAGAGACUCAAUCAGUUGUAUCAGGAACCAUAUCAGGGAUAUCAGAAUAAUCAGGAUAGUAGCAAUUCAUUGUUUAGCAAUUCUGAUUGUUCAAAGUAUCCCCAAGAGUUCUGAUCCAUUCUUACGUGAACAAGAAUAGUAAGUGCAGUGUAAGUAGAAAGUUCUUCCGUUAGGACUUUCUAUUUUACACUGUAAAACAACUGAUGUGAGCCAAAUAUGUGAUGGAAUUGGUUUAUGAUACUGGCGAUUAUUUGAACUUUGGUUGUUUCUUUGCUUUCUCCCUUUAUCUAGAGCAAAAAUGUUCAUUUCAAUAAUCAUCCUUUACCACUCUCAAU